GGUGGAUACAACACGGUCUACGUCGUCCGUUUUACCACGGGCUUCCAAAUCGUGAUCAAGGUCCCAGGAAUGGGCCAGGAGGGGCGAUGGCGGCCAGAAGACGAACGAAACCUUUGCUCGGAGGCACUGACAAUGCGUUACAUCAAGAAACACACGAUGGUUCCAAUACCGGAGGUGUAUCGCUAUUCCGCAACGCUUGGUAAUGAAAUAGGGGCUCCUUAUAUUGUUAUAGAGUUCGUAGAAGGAGUGCCAGCAAAGUCCAUCUGGGGUGAGUCUGACCUUCUUGGUCGAACUGCUCGUGGUCUUGAAAAGUAUGAGCAGCGUCGGCAAAUCCUGUUACAGUCAUUAGCGGAGGGCAUGUCGGAACUGCGCCAUCCUGAGUUUGACAUGGCGGGCCGCCUAGAGUUUGACGACGAUUCAGACACUCCGAAGAUUGGUCCCGUGUUUCUCUCCGACGGCAAGAUUGAUAAGGCAUCAGGUGAGCUUGUGCGAGAGAUUGUUAUUGUCCAAGGGGUAUCCAGAAUCAUACAAGUAGCCUUGGAUUGCAAACCUUUCACGGAAGAUUAUGAGAAGCCUUUCGUCCUUCAUCAUCCAGACUUGCACAGGCUCAACAUUCUGUGCGAUCCCGAGACUUGUAAGGUAAAGGCGAUCAUUGAUUGGGAUUGGGUGCAGACCGUACCCCGCUGCAUCGGCUUCGCCUCUUUUCCUACGUGGCUUCAAGCUGAUUGGAGAAAGGAUGAGAGCGACAUUUCCCCUGCCGUUUUAAAGGCCUAUCGGCAGGACUACACAAGGUACCUGACGAAAGCUAUGGAUGGAGAAGGUGACUGUAGGUACACCGCAAAGAGUGCGAUUUAUGCAGCUCUCGAUGCAGGAACCUUUGGCAAGGAUGGACAUCCUGUGCAUUGGGUUAUGAAGGCCAUGCCGAUGCUAUUAGCUCCCAUGUCCACUGACGAGGCUAUCGUAUGGCUCGAAGAAGGUGAUUGGAGAGAGCACUCGGAGUCCAUUACAUCUCGCCUCGAAACCCUCUUGGAUCCUGAUAGCCUCCUCUUGAAGUAG
Molecule: messenger RNA, 1056 nt
Organism: Mytilinidion resinicola
Lineage: Eukaryota; Fungi; Ascomycota; Dothideomycetes; Mytilinidiales; Mytilinidiaceae
Exons: 2
Source: RefSeq, a predicted model, not a curated record